Messenger RNA from Trypanosoma brucei brucei TREU927, 1287 nucleotides. RefSeq lists its product as hypothetical. The record is from RefSeq and is a predicted model, not a curated record. NCBI's taxonomy places the organism in Eukaryota, Euglenozoa, Kinetoplastea, Trypanosomatida, Trypanosomatidae. The coding region runs from base 1 to 1287 and encodes 428 amino acids. The transcript has a single exon. Gene Ontology annotation, biological process: mitochondrial respiratory chain complex I assembly. Gene Ontology annotation, molecular function: protein-arginine omega-N symmetric methyltransferase activity. Gene Ontology annotation, cellular component: mitochondrion.
AUGCUCAGAAGAGCGGUACCCCGUUUUUUCAGCAGGACGCGUCCGGCCCUUGUGAAUUUACAUGCAAGCGAGUUGUCGACACCGGAUAGGUCAACCGUUAAUUCAACCAACAGGAAAGAGCUCAAAACGCCCCUUUGCGUCGAGUUGAUAAGCAAGAUGUCAUCACAAGGGUAUUUUCCGAUGUCACAAUUUGUUAAGGAAUGUCUAACGCACCCUCAACAUGGAUAUUACUCGACGAAGAAAAAUGUAAUAGGUAGCGAAAAGGCUGAUUUUAUCACAGCUGCUGAGAUACCGUUCUUUGCGGACAUUGUUUCGGCCUGGAUAAUGGACGUAUGGCAGAAGAUGGGUACUCCACGGGUUCUUCAUCUGGUUGAGCUGGGUCCUGGAAGAGGAACGCUGAUGAAGAACAUUCUGAAACAAAUAAAAUACUCCAACCCCCACUUGCUCCAUUUUUUGCAGAUUCACCUUGUCGAAGUAGGUGCCGCUCGAACGGACGAGCAAAGGAGUGCGCUAAGUGAGUUUCAAACUGCCCAAAAGAAGAUAAAGUGGUGGAUGGGAUUAGAGUCCAUUCCCUUGACGUUAGAACCCACCGUAUAUAUUGCAAACGAGUACUUUGACGCACUGCCGGUAGCACAGUUUCGUUACACAGAGCGUGGAUGGGUGGAAACGUGUUUAGAGGUUGACGAAGAUCCAGCUCACGAAGCUCAUUUUCGGAUGGUACAUGCGCCUUCUGGGUCUUUUUCGGCAUACCUCAUUCCCAACGAUGUCCGUGCGAAUGGAAAAAUUGGUGAUUGUAUCGAAAUAAAUGCUGUUGGAAUGCAAACAAUGGAGCUCAUUAUGAAAAAGAUGGUGGAGUGCCAAAAAUCAGCAUGCCUCAUCGUGGACUACGGGAAGGAUGAGCACAUGCACAGCACACUGAGGGGAAUUCGAGGUCACAGAUUCGUCGAUCCACUUCUUUCUCCUGGAGAAGUCGACCUGUCUUCAUGGGUCAGCUUCAAACAGCUACGAUGGUCGAUGGAGCGACUGGAGACUGCCAGGCGCCAUCUUAAAUGGUUUCCCGUUAUAUCCCAAAGCGAAUUUCUCCAGUGGGGUGGGAUUGAUGUAAGGCUUGCGCAUGUCAUAAAGGAUGAGGAAACCAAAAGCGCGAUGAAAAUAUUGCAGAACUACCGCAGACUUAUGGACAAGAACGAAAUGGGGGAAAGCUAUAAGGUGUUUGCUCUACAAACACGAAAUUUCCCCAACGUAUCGCCCUUUUUUCAAGAAGCCGAGCUUCCCUCUUCGUUGUGA